Molecule: messenger RNA, 1363 nt
Organism: Chara braunii
Lineage: Eukaryota; Viridiplantae; Streptophyta; Charophyceae; Charales; Characeae
Source: the annotation of a GenBank genome assembly
GCGAAUUGCUUGAUUGUUCUACCCCUGUUCUCACUCUCCCUACCCUCCCCGUACUCUGUCACCACCGGGACUUCUCAAGUACCACAUCAGCUCAGGCUGAUGUGGAUGGAACAGGACACCGGGGCACUGCCACGACGCAGUGCCAGGCUUGCAGUUCGUAGCCGUUCUGUGGUACCUCCACGAACUAAGUACCAACAACAGCGAUUCAGCAAGCAGACGACUCCAGCGGCAUCAAUUACGGAUGCCGUAGCUACCGCUAAGGCACAGCAGGAGGCAGCAGAGGCAGAACGUCAGCGGCUGGCCAAUGAGGCGGCAGCCCAAGCUCAGCAGACUGCUGAGGCUGACGCAGCGGCACGAGACCGACAGGGACUGUAUGCGAAUUGCUUGAUUGGUCUACCCCUGUUCUCUCUCUCCCUACCCUCCCCGUACUCUGUGACCACCGGGACUUCUCAAGUACCACAUCAGCUCAGGCUGAUGUCGAUGGAACAGGACACCGGGGCACUGCCACGAUGCAGUGCCAGGCUUGCAGUUCGUAGCCGUUCUGUGGUACCUCCACGAACUAAGUACCAACAACAGCGAUUCAGCAGGCGGACGACUCCAGCGGCAUCAAGUACAGCAAUUACAGUACUGGGUACCACCGGGGCUCUGCCCGCAUGUCCGGUCCAAGGGGCUUUUGAACCGUUGGCUGAUUACCUUCGGCGGCUACAAGCAUUUACGAAUGCCGUAGCUACCGCUAAGGCACAACAGGAGGCAGCAGAGGCAGAACGUCAGCGGCUGGCCAAUGAGGCGGCAGCCCAAGCUCAGCAGACUGCUGAGGCUGAUGCAGCGGCACGAGACCGACGGAAUGCCGCCAGCACGGAGUCCCUGAUUCAAAGUGAGAAUCAGUGGACGACGCUGCUCCAAGGCAUGAUCUUUGUGCCUACGGACGCGCAGGCGCCGACACCGGCGGAGACAGAGAGAAGUAACCUGGCUAACUUGAUGUUGAGCAUGAUGAGGGGAGUAAUGUGGAACAACAAACUGCUGCAGGCACACCUGCUCACGGAUCGACAGCACAAACAGAAGCAGCAGCAAGACAUUGCCGCUUUAACAACUGCCGUCCACGCCGCAGCAACACAGCAGCAGCAACAGCAUCAGCUGUUGAACUCCGCUCUCGCAUGCAUCAACAGCAUUGAGGCUAAAACCUCAGCAGCGCCAGGCUGCACGACAGACACAGUGAAACAGCUCAACGAGCGCAUUGACCAUGUCGUCACUAUUAUUGGCGAACUAGGUGAAUUCACUAGUCCGGCCACGAUCAGCAACACGGUGGCCGCCAUCAAGACGGACAUCACCAAACUGUAGACAAGACCGGACGCCGCUACAAAGA